Molecule: messenger RNA, 234 nt
Organism: Colletotrichum spaethianum
Lineage: Eukaryota; Fungi; Ascomycota; Sordariomycetes; Glomerellales; Glomerellaceae
Exons: 1
Coding region: 1-234 (77 amino acids)
Source: RefSeq, a predicted model, not a curated record
AUGGAAUCCCAGCUCAGAGCGGCCCAGGAGGAGAUUCAAAGACUUCGAUCCGACAACACCAGACUGCGGGCGGAAAACUUGGCUUUCCAAACCCAGCAAAAUGCCGCCGAGGAGUGUUAUCAGCUCCGCAAUCAGUACGCCGCACUUCAGGCCGAUAACCAGCGGCUUGUGUUCGACAUCCGCUCACUACGUGCCCAGAUGGGCAUUCAUGUGGUUACCAACACGGAGCUUUGA